Molecule: messenger RNA, 2832 nt
Organism: Toxorhynchites rutilus septentrionalis
Lineage: Eukaryota; Metazoa; Arthropoda; Insecta; Diptera; Culicidae
Exons: 4
Coding region: 88-2244 (718 amino acids)
Source: RefSeq, a predicted model, not a curated record
CAACGAAUCAAAGUACUCAUCGCUUACUGCCGCUCUGUGCCAUCAGCGUCAUCAAUCAGAUUGUAAAUAAUUCGCGACUCACCUUUGAUGGAAACAUUGGCGGAAAUAAUCCUCGCAUUACUCAAAAAUUGCCUUGACGCGCACAGUUCCACCAUCGCGAUACGAAUUUGUUUGGAGUUGCUCUGGGUACAAGUACUUGACAAUGGGAAUGGAAUCAGCAAAGCGGAUCUACAAAGUAUUGGAAACUGCUGUCUACUGAACAUAGAUUUCGAACAGAACAGGCAAACAAAAACAUUCGCUCGGCUCACGAGCUCUUCGCUGUCGGAUAUUAUCGGCAAGUGCGAAGAGGUGCUUAUCGAAUCUAUUCACGAUGGGGAAUUUCAUUCGAAGCUAUUCAAGCAAGCUUCCGUCACGAGCGAGAGUUCCCAGCUGAACUUCGAAUCGGUCUCACAGUAUUAUCAUGGGCGAAGAUCAAAAGGAACGACGGUGACCUUGAAGAAUGUCUUUUGUGACGAACCAGCGUGGAAACGAAACCAAACAUUGAAGGAGAACUAUCGCAAACUGUUGGUGGAUUUACGAACGCUGGCCUUGGCUCAUUAUGACAGGACAUUCUCGCUGAUUGACCUAACCACAUCGGAGGUGGUCUUCGAAAGCAAGAAGUUGAAUGCUUUGCUGCCAAAAUACUGCGAGCUUUACGAAAUAACUGAAACAGACAUUUGCACUGUCGCAUGUAGCAAGGAUAACAUCUCGGUGGAGUGUUUCUUCAGCCAACGCGAAGUUAGAUCGAACCUGGCACCAAUACAAUUGACUUUCAUCAACGGCAAGCCAAGUAACGAUUUUUUACCCACAACCAACGAUAUACUAACGCAGCAAAAAUUCGAGAUCGAUUUCCUGAUUGUGAUAACUUUCCCCGAAAACGACAUUUUGACCCAGCUGAGCGAACCGAUUGUGAGAAAGUGUUUAGAGCGUUGCCUAAACCAAUACAAGGACAGCUCUAAGCGCGUGAAACAGAAUCUCAUUACCACAGUCACCAGAGACCAUCGGCCAACAUCAGCACACAGUCAUCAAUCACACAGGAUGAAAUCUGUCGAAAUCGCCAAUGACCAGCGAGAUGACGAUGACAUCCUAUAUAGGGUAAGCCAGCAGGGUGAGGACCGUCACACCACCUUCGAAAAGUGUACCAAAUGGUUACAAACAAACGAUUUCAACGAACAGGUGGUAAAGACAAAGCAGUGUAAGUUGGAAAAAUUCGCUCGGCACCAGUUUGACACACGCCAAAAGGUUGACUUUUUCGAUAUUCCCUCGUCAACCCCAAAGAAUUUCCGGAAGGAUACCGAACAAUCGUUAAAAAAGGCGAAAAACAUUCCGCCAGCACAUUUGCCAGUGCCGGAGUUCUUCUCGGCACAAAAAAGGUUCCUCGCAGAUGAAACCCCAAAAAGGACAACCCUUCGAGAAAAUCGAAAUGAAUUUGAAAGGGAAAAUGCAAACCAUUUAGUAGAACAGAACCGGAAAAAAACAACUAAGCCACUGCCGCCCCCUCAAACAUCGUUUCUCCGAAUGGAUGCGAAUAAAGUGGAGGGAAAAACAAGUUUUCCUAAUCUAGAAACUCGUACGACACAAGAUAAACUGUAUCGUUACAGGAGGAAAGUAAAGAAAAAGCUUGCACAGGCCAUCGAACCUCAAAAUUCAACUCGUCCCAAACUUCCUCAAAUAACAGUUGAAGUUUCACCACUUUUCGAAGCUCUGGCAGAAGACGUCGAGCGCCACCCAAACGAUGGCACAUCUUUUUUGAAUAUUUGCGGCGAAAACGACGACGGUUUGAUAACCUUUACGAGGCCCCCUUCAACACAGGAAAACACAACCAUUGUAUCACAGCUGUCUAGCGCUGCCACCACACAGAACAAUCAAAACGCGAGCCUUCCGGCCACGUUUCCAAACGUUUUUGUGGAACCCCUUUUCAUCGAACCGAGAUCGGCGGAUAGCGAUACCGAUUUCAUUAUCGAUUCGCCAAAAGCGCGCUUUCACUUCAAUGACUUGGUGGAAUGCUACGAGGACUUCCAUACCAACUGUCGGGAAACAAUUCAGCGCUACAAAAUAGCCAUCGAACGGGUGGAAUCGGAUUCUUCCUCGUCGGACUGCGAAUGCUGCGGGCCGAAAAUGUUGAAUCAGGAAUUGGAAACGCUCCGACAGCCGUUUCAUAGGGCUAGAAAUAUUUUUUCCAAUAUUGGCGGCAGAAAAUUUUGAUGAACUUUAUAACAUGAGCUUGAAAGUCCAUUCCCUGGUUCUCAGCACUCAGCACGAUAAAUGCUGCGUUAUGAUUAUUCAAAUUAUCUCCUCCAUAUCGGAUCGAAAACUUUCUCUCAGUUCACGUAGCAAAUUUCUCAUAAAGUUCGCAAUCUAUUAGCUAUCACAGCAUCCAACAACCUUCACUUAUGUUAAUAAAUGCAUCGAUAAGGGCCAUUUAGAAAUGUUUGCACUGUUUUUGAACUUGCCCAAACAUUACACUGGAAAACACAGAAUUCUAGAAUGAUACGUUUUCUCAAUAUAAGGCGCGCGCCUGCCUUCGAAGCCAUAAUCGAUUCACUAUUUCUGUGCAUAGCAUCAAAUUUGUAAUGAAGCUUCAGAAUGAUAAAUUUUCCCGGCACAGUUUAAAAUGAGUUGAAUGUAAUCUACGGUACCCAAGUAUGAAACAGUUUCUUCAAUCUGAUUAUGAUAGACAUCAAAUACCGUUGUCGUAAAGCUAAAUACAACUGAUUUCACUGUGUUUGUUAUUAUGAUCCUGUUCAAACAGUUAUAGCGAAAAAAGUAUAUAAUACAAGACUACCAAAAUUA